AUGGGGACAGCUGUUAAUCCCCAGACCUGGAUUGAGAUUGGUGACCUUAUCAGCAAAGCGCUAGACGCUCGGGAGAAAUAUCGAAAGGGCCCUCAAAAUCAACGAACCAUGGCUACAACGUGGAAGCCUAUUGAGCGACUCCUCCACAAAUUCCCUGAAGGCACAUUCACCACCUACGACUAUGACACCGUGUCCAACAUUGACCCAUACUGCGAAGAAGUCCUCGCUACUUUUACGGAAAUCAUCUGGGCUUUCAGCUCAGGUCCGGUUUUAGAUGGGCUGGAUUGUCCUCAGGCCGCCACUGAUUACUACUCAUACUUCGGCCAGGAUUUAUAUCAAAUCUGGUAUCGUUCUAGUGACAACAGUACUUGGUCGACCCUGUUCAGCAGGGUGACGAAUGACAUUGCCAACUACAGUCUGAUUACAACCGAUACUACGUCGCGGUCGGGUCUUGUCAACUCGCCAAGGGCAGCUAUGGCAGCUCAUGCUUGGGUCAUUACGAAUUCUAUGUGUGGCAGCGGCCCUGCGAGCCAUGCAAUUGCAACCAAGGCGAGGCAGCUUUGGGAGGAUAGAUGUGGCCAUUUUGUGGAAACUGAGAAUUAG
Fusarium sp. VM40 is the source of this 603-nucleotide messenger RNA. The record is from the annotation of a GenBank genome assembly. NCBI's taxonomy places the organism in Eukaryota, Fungi, Ascomycota, Sordariomycetes, Hypocreales, Nectriaceae.